Zerene cesonia (dogface butterfly) is the source of this 1500-nucleotide messenger RNA. RefSeq names its product pseudouridine-5'-phosphatase-like. Gene Ontology annotation, molecular function: phosphatase activity. The record is from RefSeq and is a predicted model, not a curated record. NCBI's taxonomy places the organism in Eukaryota, Metazoa, Arthropoda, Insecta, Lepidoptera, Pieridae. The transcript is spliced from 4 exons. Bases 320 to 916 code for a protein of 198 amino acids.
UGAAAGAUAAGAACCACGCGUAGAACAAGAAACCGUAAAAAGUAUAGCACAAAAUUGGAAAAUAGUACUUUUGACUUGGAAAUUUUUUAUUUGUACACGACAAUCGUAAAUCGUUAGUCGGUAGUAUAUUAUAUAUUACCUACAUAUUUUAUUAUCAUUGGAAAAAUUCUGAAUGAAGCACUGAAUUUUUGUAAUUUUGUAUCUAAAUUAAAUUUGAAACUAUGGUUUUUAAACCAGUAACUCAUGUGCUGUUUGAUAUGGAUGGAUUGUUACUGAGUAAGUAGAUACUGAGGAACUGUACACAGUGCUUUUCCAAAAUAUGCUCUCAAAAUAUGGAAAGGAAUAUAAAUAUGAUUUGAAGUUGCGAUUGAUGGGUCGCCAGGCUCACGAAUCUGCCAAAAUCAUUAUAACCGAAUUAGACCUUCCCCUGACGGUUGAGCAAUUUCUAGCUGAAAGUAAGAAGGGUGAAAAAAUUUUUCAAGACACAAAAUUGUUACCAGGAGCACAGAGGUUAAUUGAACAUCUUCAUCAGCAUAAGGUACCAAUAGCCUUAGCUACAAGUUCUAGUGAGGAAAGCUACCAUUUGAAAGUGGAUAAACAUCACACAGAGCUAUUCUCAUUGUUUCGAUACAAAACAUUUGGUGGCUCAGACCCCAAUGUGCAAUUGGGUAAACCACAUCCUGAUAUAUUCUUGGUAACGGCUGCCAAAUUUCCAGACAAACCUGAUCCAGCAAAAUGUCUAGUGUUUGAAGAUGCAGUUAAUGGUGUAAAUGCAGCAUUGGCAGCAGGCAUGCAAGUAGUUUUGGUGCCAGAUCCUCAAAUGGACAGAAGUUUUACAAAAGAAGCAACACUAGUACUUAAUAGUCUAGAAGAAUUUAAACCUGAACUCUUUGGUUUACCUCCUUUUGAUGACUAGUUAUAAGGAGAGAUAAGGUCAUACCAACUUUACUAUUUGUAAGACAUUCAAGUUAAGUUUAAUUUUUUGGAAAGGGAAGUGUGAAGGUUUAAUUAUAUUGUUAGUUUUUAUUUUAUUUGCUAUGGGUGCUAUUAUAGCACUUAAAUUUGAAAUCGCAAAUUAUUUAUGGUAAUGUUUAAUCAAACAAAUGACUUGAACCAUCACAGUUUUCAUUGAAGAUUAAUGUUUAAUUAUUUAUAGAUGAAGGUAUACUAUAGUGCCACAAUGAAUAACUUAUAUUAACAAUAUACAAUUUUUUAUAGGCUUGUGUGUUUCAAGAAAAUAAAAUGUGUUAAUGAAUCUUGGUUUUAUUAAUUGUGAAAAAAGUAGUUUUCAUUCCUUAAGAGAUUAUAGGGAACCAAAAUAUGACGAGGCUGAUAAAUAAAACAGGAAUUUUAACACAUCUAUAUAUUUACAUAAGAAUUUUAACAGUGCCAUAAUCAAAACAUACAUACAUAUUAUAUACCUUAAAAUAUAGAGCUACAGUGCUCCAAUUGAAUGUUAGAAGCAAGCCCAAAACAAUUUGAUUGCCAGGAAGAAAAAAA